AAUGUGUCAUCAGAUGAGGAAGUACAUCUAUGUGACAGGGUGCAGUGGGGUGAUGGCAUCUUAUAAAAAGACUGCCUUACAGAGAGAAGACUAUAAUCGUGAUGAACCCCCUAGGAAGAUUAUUCCAGAGAAAAAUAACCUAAGACAGGCCUACAACAGCUAUGCCAGAUUGUGUUUAUAUCAAGAAAACCUGUGCUUAUCAGGGUCAACUAUGAAGACUGAAGGUUGUGUGUCCAAAACAAAACUUGCCAACGGCUCUUCCAGCAUGAUUGUGCCCAAGCAGAGAAAGCUGUCCGCAAACUAUGAGAAAGAAAGGGAGCUCUGUAUUAAGUAUUUUGAGCAGUGGUCGGAAUGUGAUCAGGUGGAGUUUGUUGAACAUCUGAUUUCACGGAUGUGCCACUAUCAGCAUGGACACAUAAAUACAUAUCUUAAGCCAAUGUUGCAAAGGGAUUUUAUCACUGCGCUUCCAGCUCGAGGGUUAGAUCAUAUAGCUGAGACUAUCCUUUCAUACCUUGAUGCCAGAUCGUUAUGUUCUGCAGAACUAGUCUGUAAAGAGUGGUACCGAGUUACAUCAGAUGGCAUGUUGUGGAAGAAACUCAUUGAGAGAAUGGUCAGGACAGAUUCCCUUUGGAGGGGAUUAGCAGAGAGGAGAGGAUGGGGUCAGUAUCUAUUUAAAAACAAACCACCUGAUGGAAAAACACCACCAAAUUCCUUCUAUAGAGCACUUUAUCCAAAAAUUGUCCAAGACAUAGAGACAAUAGAGUCCAACUGGCGUUGUGGGAAACACAGUUUACAAAGAAUCCACUGCCGGAGUGAAACUAGCAAAGGUGUAUAUUGUUUACAGUAUGAUGAUCAGAAGAUAGUAAGUGGUCUCAGAGAUAACACUAUUAAGAUUUGGGAUAAAAAUACUUGUGAGUGUAAACGAGUUCUCACAGGACACACAGGGUCUGUUCUAUGCCUACAGUAUGACGAGAGAGUAAUCCUUACUGGUUCCUCUGACUCUACAGUAAGAGUAUGGGAUCUAAACACGGGGGAAAUGCUAAACACGCUUAUCCACCACUGCGAAGCCGUGCUGCAUUUACGUUUCAAUAAUGGUAUGAUGGUGACCUGUUCCAAAGAUCGUUCCAUCGCAGUGUGGGACAUGGCCUCAGCCACAGAUAUCACCCUACGAAGGGUUCUAGUCGGUCACAGAGCUGCUGUUAAUGUUGUGGAUUUUGAUGAUAAAUACAUUGUCUCUGCCUCUGGUGAUAGAACUAUCAAGGUCUGGAACACUAGCACUUGUGAAUUUGUCCGAACCUUAAAUGGCCACAAGCGUGGCAUUGCAUGUUUACAAUAUAGGGACAGGCUUGUAGUCAGUGGCUCUUCUGAUAACACAAUCAGGUUGUGGGAUAUUGAAUGUGGAGCCUGUUUGCGAGUUUUAGAAGGACACGAAGAACUGGUGCGAUGCAUCCGGUUUGACAACAAGAUGAUAGUCAGUGGAGCAUAUGAUGGAAAAAUAAAAGUAUGGGACCUUGUAGCUGCUUUAGACCCACGGUCUCCAGCAGGGACCCUGUGCCUUCGGACACUUGUGGAGCAUUCAGGAAGAGUUUUCCGCCUGCAGUUUGAUGAAUUUCAGAUAAUAAGCAGCUCUCAUGAUGAUACUAUCCUUAUCUGGGACUUUCUCAAUGACUCAACUGCACAUGCUGAGUCAAACCACUCACCUUCUAGGACAUACACCUACAUCUCCAGAUAAAUAACAACGCAUAAUACCUCACAAUUGCACAGGACCUAAAGGUAUAGUAAUCGAAAGCUGGAAAAUAAACAAUUUCCUUGACCAGUAUUUGAUUAAAAUGAGAGAACUAUUGUUUUGACUCAGCCCGGAAUAUUGGUUUUGUGCAUUUUGAAGCCGCAGUGGCUAUUCUCUGCAGAGGACUUCUCAAGUGCUGCUAGGAGAAGAUACAGCUUAACUCCUUUAUUGCCACAGGGCCUGGGACAGAUUGCUCAACAGUGAGUCACCAACACCUGAGGCAGUGACUGAGAUUAAUUUAUCACAGGAAAAAAAGACUCUAAUAGAGUCUCAUUAAAUCAUCUGAAAUGUCUUGCCAGAAUUCCUGUUGCUUUACUGUAAAAGAAACAAUAUCAAUGGUGUCCCAUGCUUACAAGCUGAUGUUGUGUAUGAAAAUCGUCAGAAGUGUUAAGUGGGGUGGGAGGUGAAUUUUUGUUUUGUGAAAAUGACUCCCUAGUGAUAUUUAAAAUUGUAUGUUUAUUUUAACACACCACGCAUGAAAGAAAGUUGUUUUUAAUGUAUUACUUUUUUCCUUUACCUAAUCAUCUUUUAUUGUUUGCUUGUAUGUCCAUAUUGAUGUUGUAGACCUCUUUAUAAAGUUCUUUAUGGGCAUUAAAUGCCUAGGAUAAAUAAACAGAUUAGAUAUU
This is a messenger RNA of Bombina bombina (fire-bellied toad), 2412 nucleotides long. RefSeq names its product beta-transducin repeat containing E3 ubiquitin protein ligase (gene BTRC). The record is from RefSeq and is a predicted model, not a curated record. NCBI's taxonomy places the organism in Eukaryota, Metazoa, Chordata, Amphibia, Anura, Bombinatoridae. Gene Ontology annotation, molecular function: protein dimerization activity. Bases 2 to 1732 code for a protein of 576 amino acids. The transcript has 14 exons.